AUGGCUCUUUUGCAAGUCGGCACCCAGCUCUUCAAAGUCCCGCGCCGGAAGUUCGAAGACGGCUCAGAGAUCUUCAGAGACAUGUUCGCCGUGCCCCAACUUGGGUCUGACGUCGCUGCCGAAGGAUCGUCCGAUGACCGUCCGCUGGUGCUAGAGGGCAUCAGAGAGGAAGACUUUUGCGCGUUCCUACGUGCGCUCUUUGCCCCUCGUUACGGCUGCAAGACGUCGGCGCUUCCAUCAUACCGCGCUCCGGAGGCAUGGAUCGCUGUCUUGAAGCUCUCGACAUUGUGGCACUUUGAUCUUCUCCGCACAGACGCGAUCGAGGCGCUCAAUUCUCAACGCCUUACAGACGAGCAGCCCGUGGGCGCUCUCAUCGUGGCAAGGCUCUACGAUGUCCCCGGACUCCUCCUCCCUGCGAUACAUGCCCUCGCUCGACGGACGGAAUCUAUUCGGAUCGAAGAAGCGGAGUUGCUGGGACUGUCGACGACUGUCAAGUUGGCGGCAGUGCGCGAGUCAUUCCUGCGGUUCAACAGGGGUAGUAGUACUAUGCCGGUUUCCUUGCAGCAGCAGGAUCGUCUCGACAAGCAUAUAAGGGAAGUGUUCAAGGACGAACUACCUGAAGCCGCAAAGUCGUAG
This is a messenger RNA of Epithele typhae, 636 nucleotides long. RefSeq lists its product as uncharacterized. NCBI's taxonomy places the organism in Eukaryota, Fungi, Basidiomycota, Agaricomycetes, Polyporales, Epitheliaceae. The record is from RefSeq and is a predicted model, not a curated record. Bases 1 to 636 code for a protein of 211 amino acids. The transcript has 2 exons.